Arabidopsis arenosa is the source of this 4163-nucleotide messenger RNA. The record is from the annotation of a GenBank genome assembly. NCBI's taxonomy places the organism in Eukaryota, Viridiplantae, Streptophyta, Magnoliopsida, Brassicales, Brassicaceae.
UCGAUUGAGAUUCUGGCGAUGGCCGAUGAUGAUCACAAACUCUGUGGUUUUCUCUGUACCGUUCUUUCCGUCGAUUCGCCUGGUCUUCUUCAAUUGGGCUCUUCCUGUUUCAUCUUCAAUGAUGGUUCCGUCACUGGUUUCAAAUCCGACAAUGGCUUGAUCUUAUCCCUCAUCAAUCCCAUCUCUAAUCUCAAAUCCCUAAUUUCGUCUGAUGUUGAGAAUUGUGGAACAAUUGAAGACGGUGGAUUGGAGACUCCACAGAAACGCCGUAAGUGCGUUGAGGGAGAGAGUAGUCGUACACGAAAGUCUCCGAAGUCGAAAAGCCGAGUUUUAUCCGGGAGCAAGGAGAAGACCGUACAGGGAAGGAAGAGGGUAAAGAGUAUAGGCAUGGUGAAUGGAAGCAUAAGUGUAGUGCAGCAGCUUCACGCUUUGGUUGCCAACAAAUGUUUGAAGAUAUUUUCUCAAGUGGUGAAGAUUGAUAAAGGUGAGAAUGGAGAAGAAAGAGCUGUGGUGUUAGUUGAUGUUUACCUGCCUAUUGCAUUGUGGUCCGGGUGGCAAUUUCCCAAAUCCCAAGCUACUGCUGCUUCAUUGUUCAAGCACUUGAGCUGUGACUGGGGACUGAGAGUCUCAAUCCUUGACGGGGAAAGUGUUUGGGAAGAGGCCAAUGGAAGAAUAAAGGCCAUCUGGGAUCUAUCUGACUGUCAUGUGUUUGAUUGCAAAUUACUCUGUAAUGCCCCAGAUUCUCCAAAAAGACGAUUGUUCAAACUACAUGAAAUCUUUAAGAGCUUGCCCAGUCCAGGAAAUCAUGAUGUGUCUUGUUCUUCUAGAGUAUUACCGUCUACUGACUCUUGUGCAUCUGGUGUAUGGGAUCUCUCAGAUGACGUUUUGAUUAGCAUACUGAUGAAACUUGACACGAAGGAUCUUUUUAGCAUUUCAGCAGUCUGCCGUCUCUUCAGAUCAUUGACCUCUCUAAUUGUGCCAUGUAUGAAUCUAAAACUCUUUCCUCAUCAGCAGGCAGCAGUUAGUUGGAUGCUGGACCGUGAGAGGAAAGCUGAUGUUUCCUCUCAUCCCCUUUACUUGAGUUUUAAUACUGAGGAUGGGUUUAGUUUCUAUGUAAAUGCUGUGACUGGUGAUAUAAUCACUGAGGCAGCUCCCAAGGUCAAGGAUUUCCGUGGGGGAAUGUUCUGCGAUGAACCAGGUCUCGGAAAGACGAUAACAGCACUAUCCCUUAUCCUAAAGACGCAGGGAACAAUGGCUGAUCCGCCUGAGGGACUUCCUAUCGUUUGGUGUACACAUAAAAGUGACAAAAAAUGUGCCUAUUAUGAGUACACGAGUGACCAGUACACUUCUAACGGCAUGUUUGCUGUAAAGAGGUUUCAAAGUCCAAGUAGCUGUCGAAACCAGUUCUCUUUUGAAGCCUUUCGUCCACUGCUGGAGUCGAAAUCGUUGCCACUUAAGCAAGCUAGGCUGAUGGAUCCAGAUGAUCAAACAUUGGAGUCUAAGAACUCAAACUUUGGAAACGAAUUUGAAACUGACAUCCCUGCGUCCCUGGAUGUAAAAGCUCAAUGUAGAAAGAGCUUGGGUAAUGUCAGAAAAAAUCUCUUGCAUGCAUAUAAUGGCGCAUCUGAGCUCUCCAAAGUGAUGGAAGCUAAAAGAAUCGGUAAUUGGAAGAAAUGUGGUAUGAUAACAGGUUGCAAGAGAAAGGGUCUUACUGAUUCGGAUGUGGAAAGCGAUAUUUGGAUACAGUGUGAUUCUUGCUCAAAGUGGCGGAGAAUAAUAGAUGAAGGUGUAUCUGUUACUGGUUCUGCAUGGUUUUGUAGCAACAAUGCUGACCCUGCAUAUCAGAGUUGUAAUGAUCCUGAAGAAUUAUGGGAUAGAUCUCAACCUAUAAAAUUCUUGCAAGGGUUUUAUACUAAGGGAGCCUCUGGUGAAGAAAAUGAUAAUAUCUCUUUCUUCACCAGUGUCCUUCGGGAACACAAGUCUUCAGUAAACUCAACCGUAAAGAAAGCCUUAAUUUGGCUUGCUAAACUCCCUAUUGAGAAGCUCUCACAGAUGGAAACAGUUGGCUUACCUGGUCCAGUGUUGGGUUUGAAUAAAGAGGCCCUUGGGUUCCAGAGAAUAUUUCGAGCAUUUGGUCUUAAGAGUAGAGUUGAAAAGGGUGUCACCAAAUGGUUUUACCCGAAGUUUCUUGAGAACUUAGUAUUUGAUGUACCUGCCCUCAAAGUUGCUCUCUGUCAGCCGCUGGAUACAUUUAGACUGUAUUUGUCAAAAGCAACUCUAAUCGUCGUCCCCACGAAUUUAGUUAAUCAUUGGACAACACAAAUCCAAAAACAUGUUUGCUCUGAUCAGCUUCGUAUUCUCGUUUGGACUGACCAUAUAGAGCUAUCUCCACACAGCUUGGCUUGGGAUUAUGAUGUUGUGAUCACAACUUUUAGUCGCUUAAGUGCAGAAUGGAAUCCCCGGAAGAAAAGCCCAUUGAUCCAAGUGCAUUGGCUUAGGGUCAUGCUAGAUGAAGGACACACUCUUGGUUCUAGUGUCAGUUUGACUAAUAAAUUUCAGAUGGCUGUUUCUCUGACAGCUUGUAAUCGUUGGCUAUUGACAGGAACACCAACCCCUAACACACCAAAUAGCCAGCUUUCACAUAUCCAACCUCUUUUGAAGUUUCUUCACGAGGAAGUAUAUGGAGAAAAUCCAAAGUUUUGGGAAGCUGGCAUCCUUAGACCAUUUGAAGCAGAAAUGGAGGAGGGUCGUUUGCGUUUACUUCAGCUGCUUCAGAGAUGCAUGAUAAGCUCUAGAAAGAAAGAUCUGAAGAUGAUUCCUCCGUGUAUCAAGAAGGUGACAUACCUUAAUUUCCUUCCAGGUCAUGCAAGAAGCUACAAUGAACUAGUGGAGACAGUUAGGCGUAAUAUCUUAUUAGCUGAUUGGAAUGAUCCAUCUCAUGUAGAAAGUCUGCUUAACUCUAAACAGUGGAAAUUUCGAAGCAUUACCAUCAGUAAUGUCAGACUAUCUUGCUGUGUGGCUGGACAUAUUAAAAUGACUGACGCUGGUCAUGAUAUCAAAGAGACAAUGGAUGCUUUACAUGAAAAUGGUCUGGAUCUUUCGACAGAGGAGUAUUCUUUUAUUCAAGGUAGCCUUAUUGGUGGCUGUAACUGUAAAAGAUGUGGGGAAUGGUGCCGACUUCCUGUUAUCACUCCAUGUAGACACCUGCUGUGCCUUGAUUGUGUUGCCCUUGAUAGCGAAAGGUGUACUAUUCCUGGUUGUGGAUAUUUAUAUGAGAUGCAAAGUCCUGAAACGUUGGCUCGACCAGAAAAUCCAAAUCCAAAGUGGCCUGUGCCAAAGGAUCUUAUUGAGUUACAGCCUUCAUAUAAACAGGACGACUGGAAUCCUGACUGGCAAUCUACGUCCAGCAGUAAAGUCAGUUAUCUCGUAGACAGGCUGAGGAAGUUACAUGAGGGUAAUAGAAAAAGCAUUUUGUCUUUCAACAAGACUGACAAUGACAACCUGGAAGACAAUUCCCCUGGUACCUCGGAAUCCUUUUUGGGGAAAGAAUUCCAUGGACAGGAUUGUGGAUCUCAGAUGAUAUUUGUUGAUAAAGUAUUGAUUUUCUCUCAAUUUCUUGAGCAUAUUCACGUGAUUGAACAACAGUUGACAACUGCUGGCAUCAAGUUUGGUAAAAUGUACAGUCCAAUGCAUUCAUGUAAUAAGAUGAAAUCUCUGGCAAUGUUCCAGAACGAUGCUGAUUGCAUGGCACUUUUGAUGGAUGGAAGUGCGGCCCUUGGUCUUGAUUUGAGCUUUGUAACACAUGUUUUCCUGAUGGAACCAAUCUGGGAUAAAAGCUUGGAAGAGCAAGUCAUUAGUCGUGCUCAUCGGAUGGGUGCAAAGCGCCCUAUUUUUGUAGAAACCUUAACCAUGCGUGGCACGAUUGAAGAACAAAUGAUGAGAUUCCUGGAGGAUGCAGAAAAGAGUGAUAGGUUAUUGAGUGGGGACUACAUAGAAGCGAAGCAGGAGACAACACGGUGCCGUCGAACGCUACAUGAUUUGGCAGAAAGCAAUUACCUGUCUCAUCUUAGCUUUGUCCGAUCCGAUGGCAAAAUGGAAUUUGCAGCUUCGCAGCUUGCAGGUUUAAAAGACACCAAUUAGCUUAAGAAAAGUAGGAUUAUUUU